AUGGCUCAAGCUAUGGUGCGCUUAGGUGUGUUUUUGGUCAUCCUCUUGAUGCUUGUUGCGGCAGAGGCAGCAACUUCUCAUCCAAAGCCUAAGAAAGUCAAGUGCCAAGACAAAAAGUUUUACAAGUGUUACCACAAAGACCUCUAUUGCCCUGCAUCAUGCCCCCGCACUUGUGUUGUGGAUUGUAAGAAAUGCAAACCUGUUUGUAAGGCGCCGCCGCCGCCACCACCACCUCCACCGCCACCGCCACCAAGACGUAGGCACCCUCCUCCGCCUCCAAAGUAUUAUCAUCGUUCACCCCCUCCGCCUCCAAAGGCGUACCCCUCACCACCACCUCCACCUUCAGUUGUUCCUACUCCCCCUCCUUCCACUACCACUCCACCUCCACCCCCUACUUCUACUCCUUCAUCUCCAACACCUCCUGCUUCCACGCCAUCACCUCCACCACCCACUACUUCUACACCACCUUCCUCAUAUCCUCCACCUCCCCCUUCUUCAGAGACCUCUGGAGAAAAGAGAAAAUGCAAGAACAAGAACUACCCUCAUUGUUAUGGCCUAGAGCAUACAUGUCCUAGUGCUUGCCCUGAGCAAUGUGAAAUUGACUGCGUCACAUGCAGUCCUGUUUGCAACUGCAACAGGCCAGGGGCUGUGUGUCAAGACCCCAGAUUCAUUGGUGGUGAUGGAAUAACCUUCUACUUCCAUGGCAAGAAAGACCAAGACUUCUGCAUAGUUUCUGAUCCAAAUCUCCACAUCAACGCCCACUUCAUUGGCAAGAGAAACCAAAACAAGAGGGACUUCACUUGGGUGCAGUCUUUAGGGAUCCUCUUUGGAAACCACAAACUCUUCAUCGGUGCCAAAACCACGUCAAUUUGGGAUGGCUCCAACGACCGUCUCUCCUUAUCCAUCGACGGCGAACCCAUAAACCUCCUGGACAGCGAAGGUGCUAACUGGCAAUCAAUCUUAUCACCAGGAGCACUCAGCAUCAAACGAACGAAAAACACAAAUUCGAUAGAAAUCGAAGCUGAAGGGAACUUCAAGAUCAAAGCAGUGGUGGUGCCUAUAACAGAAAAAGACUCCAUGAUCCAUAAAUAUGGGGUUACACAAGAGAAUUGCUUUGCUCAUCUUGACUUGAGCUUCAAGUUUUAUGCCCUAAGUGGGGAAGUGAAUGGUGUUUUGGGCCAAACAUAUGCAAGCAACUACGUGAGUAGGGUUAAGAUGGGUGUGGUGAUGCCUGUUUUGGGUGGCGACAAAGAAUUUGCAUCCUCUAGUAUCUUUGCCUCUGAUUGUGCGGUUUCAAGGUUUAGUGGGGAAUUUGUUAAGAACAACUCUUCAGAGAGCUUUGAGUAUAUGAAUUGUGCUAGUGGGAAGGAUGGCCGUGGAGUUGUUUGUAAGAGGUGA
This is a messenger RNA of Prunus dulcis (almond), 1398 nucleotides long. RefSeq lists its product as uncharacterized. The transcript has 2 exons. NCBI's taxonomy places the organism in Eukaryota, Viridiplantae, Streptophyta, Magnoliopsida, Rosales, Rosaceae. The record is from RefSeq and is a predicted model, not a curated record. Bases 1 to 1398 code for a protein of 465 amino acids.